GCUUGAAGGCCAGCCACCAUCAUGCAGGACACAGCCUGUAUCCAGACCAGGAAGUUCAGGACCAACCAACUACUUCCAGGGACACAAAGGGUCAUCCGUGUCCUCCACCCUGGGAAGACAACGGUACCUAAGACAGAAAUUUGGGGAAAACUAGCCAAAAUAUACAAGAGGACUCCAGAUGUCAUCUUUGUCUUUGGAUUCAGAACCCAUUUUGGGGGUGGCAAAACAACCGGCUUUGGCAUGAGUCAUGAUUCCUUGGAGGAUUAUGCAAAGACAAAUGAGCCCAAACACAGGCGUGCAAGACACGGCUUGUAUGAGAAGAGCAAGACCUCCAGGAAACAGAGAAAAGAACGCAAGAACAGGAUGAAGAAAGUCGGGGGAACUGCAAAGGCCGACGCUGGUGCAGGACAAAAGGGAGGAGUAUAGAGUCUGCAGUGACUGUGUCUGCGGUGACUGUGCAAAAUUUUC
Phacochoerus africanus (Common warthog) is the source of this 468-nucleotide messenger RNA. RefSeq names its product 40S ribosomal protein S24-like. The record is from RefSeq and is a predicted model, not a curated record. The transcript has a single exon. NCBI's taxonomy places the organism in Eukaryota, Metazoa, Chordata, Mammalia, Artiodactyla, Suidae. Gene Ontology annotation, biological process: translation. Gene Ontology annotation, molecular function: structural constituent of ribosome. Gene Ontology annotation, cellular component: ribosome. Bases 22 to 426 code for a protein of 134 amino acids.